Exophiala spinifera is the source of this 840-nucleotide messenger RNA. RefSeq lists its product as uncharacterized. Lineage: Eukaryota; Fungi; Ascomycota; Eurotiomycetes; Chaetothyriales; Herpotrichiellaceae. Gene Ontology annotation, molecular function: acetate transmembrane transporter activity. The transcript has 5 exons. The record is from RefSeq and is a predicted model, not a curated record. Gene Ontology annotation, cellular component: plasma membrane. Bases 1 to 840 code for a protein of 279 amino acids.
AUGUCGUCCGCAGCAGAAGCAUCGACUCCUCCGGAUCGGGACCUCAUUGAAGAGAAGCCAAGCUUGACACACACCGUCUCAGCUGGAGCCAUCUCCAUCAGUCCCGAGCUGUUUGAGAAGCUCUAUCUUACUCCCAAAGUUCCCCAUGCCGGAGACAACAUAAAACGUUUUGCCAAUCCAACUCCCCUCGGUUUCGUCGGCUUCGUUAUCUCCACCAUGACCUUUGCAAUGGUCAUGAUGGGCUGGGGUGGCGCCGAAGGUCUUUCACCAGUUGUUGGAAUUUUCUUCUUCGUUGGUCCUGUCCUGCUCGUCUUGACUGUCAUCUUCGAAUGGAUCAUGGGCAAUUUCUUCUCCAUGAUGGUGUGCGGUCUCUUUGCCGUAUUCUGGCUGAGCUUUGGCAUGCUACAACUGCCAACCCUCGGGCUUGCAGCGCCAUACUCGACUUCUGGAACCAAUGCCGUUGCGGGAGCCGUGAGUAAAGAAUAUAACGCCGUCAUCGCACUAUAUUUGAUCGUCUGGGGCUUUGCGCUGUUCACCUAUUUCAUCUUUACGCUAAAGACUAAUGUCGUCUUUGCUGCCAUCUUCUUGUUUGUCAGCAUUGCCGCCUGGAUCCUCAGCGGAGCAUACUGGAAAGUGAGCAAGGGCGACUAUGACAAUGCCCAUACCCUGCAAGUUACCGGUGGCGCGCUUUUGUUCAUUGUCGGCUGUCUAGGUUGGUACAUGUGUUUUGUGAUGAUGGCGGCGGAGAUGAGGCUUACUGUCUCUCUUCCGGUGGGAGACCUGAGCCAUUUCUGGCCAAGGACCGACAUCGAGAUGGCUAAAGCUGAGAAGGAAGCUUAG